This is a messenger RNA of Mercenaria mercenaria, 780 nucleotides long. RefSeq names its product ectin-like. Lineage: Eukaryota; Metazoa; Mollusca; Bivalvia; Venerida; Veneridae. The transcript is spliced from 4 exons. The record is from RefSeq and is a predicted model, not a curated record. The coding region runs from base 85 to 741 and encodes 218 amino acids.
AGUGUAACAAGAAGUAACAGGAAGUUAAAUUAAUAUAAUUUUGGUACAAUAUAUUUAAUGAAAUGAGGAAGUCUUUCUUUUGAAAUGGCUACUAUAUAUGUAAAUGAAAGUUUUACAAAAUUUGACGAUAAAAAAGAGGAAGAUAUUUUCCCAGAAACGGAUAUAAAGACUGACGUUUAUGAAUCUCUACAAAAAACUAAGGAUUGCGAGUUAUAUCAGACGAUAGAAAAGAGUAAAACAAAUCAGGAAAUUGACACCAAAGUUAUUUCAAGGAAGAAAAUAAUAUACAUUUUACUCGUUUUCCUGUCGGCAACAGCCAUUGGGCUUAUUGGCGUCGUCAUUCUAUUCGCAUCUACUACUAAAACAGAUGGAAGCUGGGAAAGCUGGCAGAUGUGGACUAACUGUAGUACUGACUGCGGUGGUGGUUUCAGGAAAAGGUCGAGGACUUGUUCAAAUCCAACACCGUCUCAUACUGGAAGAUAUUGUCAAGGAGAAUCCAUUGAUAUAGAGUCAUGUGAAAACGAAAAAUGUGAUGGUAGCUGGGAAAACUGGCAGAUGUGGACUAACUGUAGCGCUGACUGCGGUAGUGGUUUCAGGACAAGGUCGAGGACUUGCUCAAAUCCAACACCGUCUCAUUGUGGAAGACACUGUCAAGGAAACUCCAUUGAUAUAGAGUCUUGUGAAACCGAAACUUGUGAUCUUAGCCAAGUUAUGUAUGGACAUAGUUCUAUAGGCCCUUAAAGUAUCAAGCAGAUAAUGUACAAGGUAUUAUAUGGAUCC